AUGACAAAGGAAGAUUUUCCCUGUGCAAAUGAAUUUAGAAGUGACACCUUCACAGUGCCUACUGCCUCAAUGAUCCAAUCUGUGGCACUGGCUUCUGUCGGUGACUCGGUGUAUGCUGAAGAUUUGGACACCUUGAACUUGGAGGAGAAGGUCGCUCAAAUGGCCGACAAGGAGGCAGGUUUGUUUUGUGUCUCUGGUACAUUGUCUAAUCAAAUCGGAUUGCGCAGUCAUCUGAUGCAACCUCCUCAUCGUAUCCUCUGUGAUUCCCGUGCUCACGUUUAUAUGCAUGAAGCUGGUGGAUUAGCCACUCUAUCUCAAGCAAUGGUCACUCCGGUCACACCACGCAAUGGACUAUAUCUGACAUUGGAGGAUGUGGUUGAUAACUAUAUUCCUGACGAUGGCGAUAUCCAUAUGGCCCCUACCAAGGUGGUCUCCUUAGAGAACACGAUCCAUGGAAUAAUCACCCCACUAGAGGAGAUCGCUCGCAUCUCUGAAUGGUGUCGUGAAAACGAUGUUCGUCUGCAUUGUGACGGUGCCAGAUUAUGGAACGCCUCUGUUGAGACGAAUACUCCAUUGAGCGAGUACGGAAAGCUGUUCGACUCUAUCUCAUUGUGUCUGUCCAAGUCAUUGGGAAGCCCUAUGGGAUCUGUUUUGGUUGGUGACAGAAAGUUCAUUGACAAGGCCAACCACUUCAAGAAGCAGAAUGGUGGUGGUAUACGGCAGAGUGGAUUCAUCGCCAGAAUGGCCUCUAUCGCUAUUGAUGAGAACCUGGGAAAGCUGCGGCAAUCUCACGAGUACGCCAAAGAUGUGGCCCGCUUCUUGCAGGACAAUGGCGUGCCACUGGAAUGCCCAACUCAUACCAAUUUUGUUUUUGUUGACCAAAAGAAAGCCCGCAUUGACCCAGAUCAUCUAGUAGCCAUGGGUGAGAAAUACAACGUAAACAUCAUGGGAACCAGAUUCGCUUUCCAUUUCCAGAAUUCCAAAGAAGCUGUUGAGCGUUUAAAGCAAGCUAUAAUGGAGACCUUUAAGUACUCCCAGGAACAUCCAUACGUUUCUACAGGAGCCAAGCGUUUAUACACCAGCAAGAGUCGAUCUAAUUCUCCAGUUUUGAAAAACUAA
This is a messenger RNA of Komagataella phaffii GS115, 1119 nucleotides long. Its product is annotated as Threonine aldolase. Lineage: Eukaryota; Fungi; Ascomycota; Pichiomycetes; Pichiales; Pichiaceae. The coding region runs from base 1 to 1119 and encodes 372 amino acids. The record is from RefSeq and is a predicted model, not a curated record. Gene Ontology annotation, molecular function: L-allo-threonine aldolase activity. The transcript has a single exon. Gene Ontology annotation, cellular component: cytosol. Gene Ontology annotation, biological process: glycine biosynthetic process; L-threonine catabolic process.